UCCCCCUUCCUCUCUCCUUCCACUCAAACUUUCUCAUCCUUCACUCACACAAAGUGAGCUCAUUUCUAUCAUGUCUUCAUUAGCUUCUGCAUCUUCAUCACCGUCCUCAUCCUCAUCCAUGAGUUUUCCCAUAGUGGUUAUCGCCAUUGUGGGAAUUCUCGGCACCGCCGCGUUCCUCCUCAUCUACUACAUCUUCGUCAUCAAAUGUUGUCUCAACAUCCGUAUCUCCGAGCCUGACCGUAUCCUCCGCCGCAUCUCCCGUUCUCGCCGGCGCCUCCAAGGCCACUUCUCUUUCACCUCCGCAUCCGCGCCCAUCGAACGCGGCCACGGGCUUGAUCCUUCUGCCAUCCGUUCCAUCCCGACCUUCCGAUACUCGUCGGCCGCCGCCCCUCUCGCGGCAGAAUGCGCGGUAUGUCUGCUCGAAUUCCGGGAAAACGAGCGGCUGCGCCGACUGGCGGGCUGCGGCCACGCGUUCCACAUCGACUGCAUCGACACAUGGCUCGAGUCGAAUGCGAGCUGUCGACUGCAUCGACACAGGGCGCGAGUCGAAUGCGAGCUGCCCGCUUUGUCGGGCGGAGGUAACGAGUUUUCCGGCGGAGGAGAGCGUGGUGAUAGGAAUGGGGGAGAGGUGGGUGGGGAAGGUGGGGAGCAUGGGGGAUGA
This is a messenger RNA of Phalaenopsis equestris, 661 nucleotides long. Its product is annotated as RING-H2 finger protein ATL16-like. The record is from RefSeq and is a predicted model, not a curated record. Gene Ontology annotation, biological process: protein ubiquitination. The transcript has a single exon. Gene Ontology annotation, molecular function: transferase activity. Bases 71 to 661 code for a protein of 196 amino acids. NCBI's taxonomy places the organism in Eukaryota, Viridiplantae, Streptophyta, Magnoliopsida, Asparagales, Orchidaceae.